AUGGAGGCUUCCAAUUUGCAAAUCUAUUGGCAUGAGUCUCAGCCGAUUUAUAGUCUCUGCUUUCAAUCAAUUGGAAAGGCAGAUGGAGGAAAGACUAGACUUGUCACUGCUGGUGGUGACAACAAGAUAAGAGUCUGGCAGUUGAAUCUGGAUGAACAGAACCGAAGCAAAGUAGAUACCAUCGACUUUCUCUCUUCACUGACUCAACAUGAGCAAGCAGUGAACGCUGUAAGGUUCAAUUCGCACUACGAUAUUUUAGCCUCUGCUGGUGAUGAUGGGCAACUUCUACUUUGGAAGAAAAAUGAGACCAUGGCUAAAGACUUUGGGGUCGACGAAGAAGAGUUUGCAGAUUUCAAAGAGUCCUGGUACGUUUGGAAACGCUUGCGUUCCGCACCAGCUGCUGGGGCCUCUGAAAUUUACGAUUUGUCCUGGAGUCCAGACGACAAGUAUAUUGUGACGGGAUCUAUGGACAACAGCAUACGAGUUUUCGAUGUUCUUGAAGGUUCUUGCGUUGCUACUAUCGCGGAUCAUAAUCAUUAUGUACAGGGAGUUGUGUGGGAUCCUCGAAAUGAAUUCAUUAUAUCCCAAUCCGCUGAUCGCUCAGUUCAUAUGCAUCGGAUAAUACGAGAUUCCAGCGAAGCUGUCAUAGACCUCAAGCUUAUUAACAAAAUAACAAGAGGAGAGGUACCAUGCCGGAAGGCGGCCAAUUCCACAGAACUAGAUUAUGGGAAUGUCAAAUCUUCAUUUUUGUUCCACAACGAAACUUUACCAUCGUUUUUCCGCAGACUGGAUAUGUCACCUUGUGGGAAUCUUCUAUGUGUACCUGCUGGCAUCUUCAAAAAUUGUGACAGCUCAUCAGAAAGUGGGAACGGGAACGAUGAGUUGGCCAAUGCUGUAUAUGUGUUUACGAGAUCUUACUUGGAAAAAAGCAGCAACAGACCCAUGCUCGUCAUACCAUUUCUCAAGAAACCUGCUCUUGUCAUUUCCUUCAGCCCGCAACUAUACCAACUUACAGCCAGUGCGAAGCCUUACGCUCAAUUGCCCUACAAACUCGUCUUCGCGGUUGCGACAUCUGACGAGGUUUUUAUUUACGACACUGAAGUGACAAAACCUAUCUGCAUCAUUGGGAACUUACAUUAUACUCCCGUUACGGAUUUAUCUUGGGGUCAAGAUGGCUCUAUGCUAAUGGUAUCUUCUACUGAUGGCUUUUGCUCAUAUAUAUCGAUCCACGAAGAUACUCUGGGGCCGCGGUACGCUGGAAAAAUCAAAGAACAGGAAUUAAGCCUCUCAGGGAAUGCUCCUUCACUAGUCGUUACAACGUCAACAAUCAUCGACACCCAGCCAGUAAAAACUAAACGGUCUCCGCUUGAGGCUGCGACAAAGGAGACAUUGGACAGAAGUGGCCUAAGUUCUGGUGGAUUCAGUUCACCUUCCAGUACAACUGCUUCCGUUACGAAAGGUGAGGAAAAAGGACAAAGUGAAGCAAAAAUAGUAAAGCGGAGGAUUCAACCUACGUUGAUGUUACAAAAUAAAAAAUAA
Lachancea nothofagi CBS 11611 is the source of this 1539-nucleotide messenger RNA. The record is from the annotation of a GenBank genome assembly. NCBI's taxonomy places the organism in Eukaryota, Fungi, Ascomycota, Saccharomycetes, Saccharomycetales, Saccharomycetaceae.